Messenger RNA from Scheffersomyces stipitis CBS 6054, 837 nucleotides. It is a transcript of the gene FSH3, whose product is annotated as putative serine hydrolase. The transcript has a single exon. The record is from RefSeq and is a predicted model, not a curated record. Bases 1 to 837 code for a protein of 278 amino acids. Gene Ontology annotation, cellular component: nucleus; cytoplasm. NCBI's taxonomy places the organism in Eukaryota, Fungi, Ascomycota, Pichiomycetes, Serinales, Debaryomycetaceae.
AUGUCUUUCAAAGGUAAGAUCUUGUUUCUCCACGGAUACACCCAGACUUCGUCCAUUUUCUAUGCGAAAACCUCGGCGUUAAGAAAGAAGCUCACUAAACUUAACUACAAAUGUGUCUAUCUCAAUGGCCCACUCAAGUUGACUCCAGCUGACUUGCCAUCUUCAGAUGAACUCUCCAAAUUUUCCACUGUAGUCUCUAGUGAAGAGGAAACAAACUACAGAGCUUGGUGGGUAAAACCUCACAAAGGAAACGACGGUAUUCUGUUGGAAGAAGCUUUUGACUCGAUUAGAAAUUAUAUCAAGAAAGGUGAAAUCAUCCCUGAUGAAGAUAUGAAAGAACAACCCGAAGAAACCGAGGAAGAAGCUAAAUUACCAGUAGUUGGUAUAGUUGGAUUCUCACAAGGAGCAGCGUUGGGCGGAAUAAUAGCCCAUAAAUUUAAGGAGCUUUUUGAUGCACCCUCUCCCAAAUUCUUCAUCUUGUAUUCUGGAUUUAAGCUUGAUACUUCAAAGAAAUCUGGAAAUAGCCGUUAUCAGCUGCACUAUCCAGAUCUGGAAGAGUCGAUCAGCUUCAAGUUUUUGCAUGUCUAUGGAGAAUUGGACACCGUGGUUGACGAAACUAGAGCAUUGUCUUUGUAUGAAGUUACCAAGACGAAGUCAGAUCUCUUAAAACACCCAGGUGGACAUUUCGUUCCCAACUCCAAACUCUUUGUAGAACAGGUUACCAAUUGGAUUCAAAUAGCCGAAAAAGAGGAGGAGCAGGGAAAGGAGCCAGAGGUAAAAGAUGAAGAUGAUAUAGACUCUCUAUUGGACAUGAUGGAUAGCAUUGGAAAGGCAUAA